Penicillium riverlandense is the source of this 621-nucleotide messenger RNA. RefSeq lists its product as uncharacterized. NCBI's taxonomy places the organism in Eukaryota, Fungi, Ascomycota, Eurotiomycetes, Eurotiales, Aspergillaceae. The coding region runs from base 1 to 621 and encodes 206 amino acids. The transcript has 2 exons. The record is from RefSeq and is a predicted model, not a curated record.
AUGGCGGUAUCGCACAUUAGUAGAUGCUCUAGCAACGCGGGUCUCGAAUGGGCAUACUACCAAAAUCCGUUCACCAUAAUAAGUGAUCCGGCUUAUUCGAAUUUCGACCCCAGUUUUCUGAAAAACACGACCCCGAUCUACAACAGUAGCACUACUUACAUUGGCCUAGAAGUGAGCUCAGAUAGUAACGACAUCUCGAUUUAUGGCUCGACAGAGACAUUUUCGCCUUACUACUUCGUUAUUAACCAUCGUGGGUAUAUAUACGCAGAAACUGGUGGGACAUACACCCUUACCACCGAUAACGAUGAUGAUAUCAUGCUCGCCUGGCUAGGGUCCGCUGCAUAUAGCGGUUGGGAUAGAGCGAAUGCGAACAUGACGUAUGACAUCAGCGUUAACACUGGUCCUAUGAGCGUGUCGGCCGAACUAGUUAAGGGCCAGUACUAUCCCAUCCGCUUGGUAUAUGCCCAGGCCCCAGGUCGAGUCAUUUUUAAUGCGACCCUCACUUCUCCCUCAGGAGAAAUCAUUCUGGGCCAAAAUACGGCUGCCAGCCCGUCUGUGGUACAAUAUUCGUGUGAUGGGAUCACAGCGCCCCUGUAUCCGCCAUUUGGCCAAGAGACCUGA